GACACCACUGGCUGCCACUGGUUAGACGUCUGUUUCAAACCUAUUUCAAUUAUUUCAAUCCCUUUUCGGCGUUUACCAUAAACGGUAUAGAGCCACUUUAAUCAAAGCCUUCAAGCUAUGCAAAAUAUUUGGGUGUGCCGUGAUGUGCGGGUUAAUCGCAUGAAUUGUUAUGACCUGGGUUCGACCACCUUCGACCAUCUGUUCAUUUACAACUCAUAUUGAGUGUAGUUUAUAAUCUAAUCUGUUUGAAAAUGCUUCGAUUUCUGCUGUUUACUUGUUGCUGUAUAGCUAUUUCUUUAACCCAUAACAUCAAUACUAAAAUUGGUCCAAUACACAAGACACACACAGCCGCCUCAUAUUUUGGUUUUAGUGCGACAGGAGUUAUUGAUGGCAUCGGUGGAGCAUGGUUAGUACUCUCGAGUGUUUAUAAACACUGAUAUUUUCAAGCUUUUUUAUAUACUUGUAAUUUCUUACUCUUUGUUUGUGUCGUGUGAGAAAUGUUUGUAUUAUUUAUAAAGUGCACAUUCUGUUGUCAUUUUAGGGUGGCAGUAGGCAGUCCAAGGGCUAAUACAUCAAAACUAGACUACAGAACGGGUCGUGUAUUAAAUAAAUUUGACGAUAAGAGUAGUGGGGCUCUGUACAAGUGUCCGAUUAAUAUGGACCCGUCAAAUUGUGAUGAUAUAACCGUGAAGAUUGGACAAGGUAAGUGUUGCCAUUAUAACAAUUUUAACAAACAUGGCUGAAGUAUUGAAGUGUGUAGAGGCAAGUGGUCUAAAGGAGGUUGUCGUUUCAGUGUUUCACUAUAAAGUACUGGAUCACAGAGUAACAUACAGAGGUGGAAUAGGUUUUCGGAUCGUCGGAUUUCACAGAAAAAAUUGUUCGGAUUUCGGAUCUGGCGAAUAUUUUACACAGAUUUGCGGAUCUUAUUAAUACAGCGGAUUGCGGAUUUAUCUAAUAUUUUGGCUCAAAUUGUGGAUUUAGUUUGCAAUUUAGUUCGGAUCCUGGAUUGUGACUUCAUAGUAGAGCUUUUAGCGGAUUCAAAUCCAUUGUCGGAUUGCAGAUUUUGCUUCAAAUUUGGCCGGAUUGGCGGAUUUGUAUACCCCUAUUCACCCCCCUCAUACAGAGGCUUAUCUCAGCUAAAAAAACCGUACUUAAGGUGUUUCCUUUUGCUGCCAUGUUCUUAGCCAGUACCUGCACAUGCGCAGUUUACAUAAAAAGGUGGCUUCUCUUUACUGGACUGGCUAGGAACAUGGCAGAUUUUUCGAAAAAAGCCCUUACGCCAACAUCAAAGGUGCCUCAUUGAGAUAAGCCUCUGUAUAUUAAUACUCUGUGACUGGAUGACCAGUGGCGUAGCCAGACCUUCAUUUUUGGGGGGGCGAAGCGAACGCCGAAGGCGCGAGACCAUCUAUGGAGGUCAGGGGGCAUGCACCCCCGUGAAAAUUUUGAAAUUUAGAGUCCCUGAAAUGUGAUUUCAAGCAUUUUGGGGGUGAAAUCUUGCAGAAUUCCGAAGAUUAUAAAGUACGCUCUAGGGGAGUUCGGGGGCAUGCACCCCAGGGAAAAUUUUAAAAUUUAGAAUCCCUGAAAUGUGAUUUCAAGCAUUUUGGGGGUGAAAUCUUGCAGAAUUCUCCGAAGAUUAUAAAGUACGCUCUAGGGGGGUUCGGGGGCAUGCAGCCCAGGGAAAAUUUUAAAAUUUAGAGUCCCUGAAAUGUGAUUUCAAGCAUUUUGGGGGUGAAAUCUUGCAGAAUCCCGAAGAUUAUAAAGUACGUCGAAGACAUAAAUUUUCCCAGACAUUUCUAAGUUUCUACUUGCUUUUUAUAUAUGAUACAGAAUAAGUCUGAGAAUAAUAUUCAUGUUAUCAUAAUGCAUAUACAUGUAAAUCUAAACUAAAUCUAUUCCUCUUGGAACCAUAUCUACAACUGUUUUAACGAGAUUUUAGAAAUCAAGUUCUUCCAGUAUUUCGUCGUUUUCCUCAGUCGAGACGUACUUAAUCCGUUUCAGCUUCGAGGAUGUAACGUGUACCCCCCCCCCAUUUCUCUAUGGAUUUAGCCUUUUUCAGAGAAUAGUUUUUUUGCGAUUGCCCCCCCUUGGCUACGCCCCUGUGGAUGACAAGUACACAGAAGGUUAUUUAUUUUUGGUGAGCACAAAUGGCACAAUCUGAUUGGCUGAGGAGUCUUUCAGAGUGGCCUGGUGUUCUGAAAGGAAAUCGGCCUGCUCUGGUUUUCGUGCCAAAAUCAAGGAGUGAAACAAUUUUCAAACUAAAAAUUCUCCCCAAAAAGUUCAAAAACAUAGUUAACGCAGGGGCGGAUCCAGCUAAAAGACUGACUGUAGCAUAAUCCCAAAAUGAGGUGGCACCACGUAAUCUGGGGGGUCCGGGGGCAUGCCCCUGUGGAACAUUUUUGGAAUUUGAACCCCGGAAACACCAUUUCCUGCAUUCUGAGCAUCAAAUUCUGUUCUAAAAUUUAACCUUAAUAAGGCCAUAUUUUAGACAAAAAGUUACAAAAACACGUAAAGACAGUAAAAUGUUUAAACAACAUACCAAAUCAUACCAGAUCUACUGUACAUUACUGUAUGCAAAGUUUAAGACCAGCCUUCCUCCCCAUAUUAAUAUGUAACUUAAUAUCAUACCACACAUGUGUAACAUAUAUAAGCUUUGUGUUGUUAUCAUUUACCAGUAUGGAAAGUUUGUAUCGCGCGGUGGAAAUAUUGGCCACGCAAUUUUGAUGCUAUCUAUAUAUUUACUAUUAAAUUUUCGGCACGCAAUUUCCAAACACUGGCACGGAGUGUUUGAGAUUACAUUUAUAUUCUGUUUAUUGUUAUAUUCUAAUAUUCAUAAGCAGGCCUCGAACUUGAGAAAAAUAAAGGCAAGGCCAGUUUGUCUGUUGAAUGUUACUAAGUUUUUCAAGGCAUCGAGGCCAGUACACAGCUAGGGCAUCAAGAUUCAAGGCCAGUUUGGAAAUUUUAUUCAGUUGCUACUUUGAAGUUUCAAAUAAUGUUUGAGUUUCCAUGAGACAAGAAAAAUAUACAGAACAGCAACAAUAUUAAAAAAAAUGCCAAACAAAACUAUGGAUAUUUUAAAUUAAUACAUGAUUCAACAGACAGACUAAUGGAAAGGUGCAUUUAAAUACUAUUUUAAAUUUAUUGCCAAUUUUACAAAUCAUACACUUGGUAUUCUAAAGCCUAAGUACUGUAGUCUGGGGUUGAGGGCAGGCCACUACUGGCUGUGGAUUUCAGAGGGCAUAGCGCCCACAAGCAGGGCAUCGACGGCCAGUGGCCGCCAUGGCCGCCGCUAAAUUUGAGGCCCACAUAAGCUUACCUGACCGGAACGUGGUUCAACGAGCGCGCUCAUUCAGCAAAUUUUGAAUUGUAAUUUAGAAAAAUCACACACAAAUACUUUACGAUCUUUCAGGCGAUCGGCCUUAAUUAACUUUGCUCCCGAUGGCAUCCUCACAUAACGCUUUAGUCUACUUAGUUUUUCUUUGAAAGAAAUUGGCUUGUUAAAAGCGCAAACAAAUAUAGCCAAAUAACAUCGCUCUAAAGUUCCUAUCACAUUGCGCAACUGUAGCUGACUGUAGCGCAUUGCAACACUGUAAUUGGUUUGCUUCAUCUGACUGUAGCAAAAAUGCUAAAUUUAGUAACUCCCCUCCCCGCUGUCUGUAGCAUUUUGCUGUAAGACCCCCAGUUGACUGUAGCAUUUUGACGUCAUAAAUCGGUAUAUUUACUAGACCACUUUUCUGAACGCUUUUUGAACUAUGUUUUAAAAAUUUAGGUGAUUUUCCCUAAAAGUGGGCGUUGUUUCAAGGAAAAUUCAGGUUAAUUUAAGAUAAGCAUGUAAAAGCGUAACUUAAUAUUCAUAGCUCACAAAAUACGUAUGGACAUCUGGUUGAAGUUGCGGAAGUUUAUUUUUUUUGAGCAAAUGCUACAGUCAGAUUUUCCUGCAAAAUUAUUUUUAAUGAUAGUAAAAAUUCCUUAUAGAAGUUUUCCACUUUCUCUAGAAACUGGAAAACUUCUAUAAGGAAUUUUUACUUAAUCAUUAAAAAUAAUUUUGCAGGAAAAUCUGACUGUAGCAUUUGCUACAGUUGCUAUACAGUGUGGAUCCGUCCCUGACUGUAACGAUAGUCAGAACAUGAUUGAAAAUGAAUUGCAUCUAAGGACUUCGUACUACUACUUCUACUACACGAUGUACACCCGAAUUGACAAUAUUUUGAGAGAAAUGCGACUGAAAGUCAGCAAGUUAUUUGACAUACAUGUAUAUAAAACAUAUGCCAAAAAAGCUAUAUUUUUGUUCAAAAUGCUCAUGUAUUUGGCCACUUAACAUUAAAAAGUCACAGUUCAAAGAGAUAUUUUAAAAGAAAUGUUUUCUGCUCAAACAUACAAUCUUAAAAGAAGGUUUAGCAGUGAAAACAGGUAAUGAAUAUAUUCUCUACCCAUUUGUGUCAUGCAUUUUUCACUGAUUGUAAACAACAAAGUCGAAUCUGUGUUUCAAAACACAUGCUGAAGCAAGCGGAAAAAUACAAAAUUUUCCCCCCUCAAGUUUCGCCCCUGACAAUUGGCAAAAUCAUCCAUUUUAUAUAAUAAUCUGUAAUCAGUAAAUUAGUCACUUACAUUAUCUAUAUAUAUAUAGUGUACAUGAACAGUAGGUAUUUUGAGUGCUCCUCUUAUUCAGACCUUACAAUUCAAGUCAGCAAUCAUCAACAUUAUUUAACUAAACUAUAUUCUGCUGGCAAAAACAAGCAUAAGAUUAAAUUCCAUUUUAGUUUUUCCAGCAAUAUAUACCUUGUAUCAGGGUAACAAAGCAGCAUUUUUAGAGUUUAAGGCAAGAUUUUGAAAUUGGCCAACAUUUAAAUAUUUCUGAAACAUUGCCAUAGGAAAAUAUUGAUGUGUGUGAUCUAAAAAGCAUACUUUGAAUUUAGUUGCCUUGAAGACUUCCAAAUUUAAAACUCAAUUCAUGAGGUUAGAUCUAGUUGAACCCAACCAUAUACAGAGUAAUACUUUAUUGUACAGCACAGUUGUUUAUUGUGAAUAUUUGUGUUUAAUUUGUAGCUCCUGGGAGCGUUUAUAAUCCAAGUAAUGGAUGGUAUGGUGUUUCAGUUGGUGGUGGAAGACAACAAGAUGGCAAAGUCAUGGUAAGUUACUAGCAGUUGUACAUGUUAGGCUUGGGCGGUUUUGCUUAAAAUCAAAUCCGAAAAACUGGUAAACCGCCCAAGCCUCAAGCCUAGUACAUGUAUGUAGGAGAUACAACUAGCUGAAAAGUUGUGUUUGUAUUUUUCAGGUUGUUGUAUCUUUUAUUAUAAAUAAUUUUAUAAAUAAUUCCACAAACCUCCUGAGCCUUUGGGGCAUUUAACCCAUUGAGUGGCAGCACUCUCCACUUGAUGAGUAAAAUCGUCUGGCGUUAGACAGAGUAAAAUACUAAAGUAGGGCGCAUCAGGGUGCAUUGACACUUAAAGGUGGAGUUACACGAGCAGCAAAAUUGCUACAACUUGCAGCAAAAUCUGAUUUCAACGCAUGUUAGAAAUGUUACACAUAAAUUACAAAUCACAAGGCAACAUGUGUCAACAUUUCUACUUAACAUGCAUUGAAAUCAGAUUUUGUUGCAAGUUGCAGCAAUUUUGUUGCUUGGGUAACUCCAGCUUAAAGGGUUAAUCACUAAUUUUCCCUCGUGUCAUGCUACCGUAAUUAGUUUCUAUUGUUUAAAACUUGUGUAAAUGAGAAUCCAAACAAGCAUGUAAUAUGUUUUUUGUAUGUUUGCAUGGCGAUAAAAACAUAUAAUAGAUUUGUUUGUGGAAACACCACGUAAAUUUAUUACUGCAAAGCUUUCAAUAUUAUUAUUAUUAUUUCAUAUUAUUAGCACUGAUGAAGAUCUGGGCUUAAGGAUCGAAAGCUUUGCAGUAAUAAAUUUACGUGGUGUUUCCACAAGCAAAACUAUUAUAAGUAUGUAAUAAUUAACGGUACAUAAAAAAGUAUUUUUAUUGUUGUGUAUGAAGGUAUUGUUUGGAUGUUUGACCAAAGCUGCUCGAAUUAUUUCUAAUUUCAGCAAUGAUGUAGAUCAUUCUAUUGCUUUAAAUGCUUUAGGCUGGGAGCCACUUGAUAGAAUAAGAAAAAAGGCAAAAGCAAGAAUGAUGUACAAAACGUUAAACAAAAUAGGCCCUGAGUCUCUCACAAACCUCUUCACGUAUAAGAAUAUAACAAAUUAUAAACUUCGAAAUAUUUCAAGUGGUCUUUGCCUGCCACAACCACGUACCAAUAAUAUGAAAAAGAGUUUUAUGUAUGAUGAUGCUAGGCUUUGGAACUCUAUUCCAAAUGAAAUUAGAGAGAGCAAAUCUCUAUCAUGCUUCCAUGCAAAAGAAAAUUGCCGCUCACAUUUUUAAUUAGACAACAAAUGUUGUCAUGUACAAUGUAAAUCGAUUGUUAUAUUCCCAUUACUUACUUUAAUAUACUUGCACGCCUAAUACUAUUUCUAAUACUCUGUAAAUAAUUAUUCUAAAGUUUAUACUUCUGUAAUUUCUUUUAUACACGCCCCCUGUGGAAAUCAGCUUCGGUUGACGGGGUUAGCGUGGUUAAAUAAAGUCUAUCUAUUUAUCUAUACAAUUGCUGGCAAUUUACUACAGUAAAUCGCCCGGUUGAGCGGGCAAAUUAGUAAAUUGCCCGCUCAGAGAGAAUUUAGAGAUUUUAAUGCCCGCUUGGAACAACAGAACCCGAGGUGAUCAUGGUAUUACAGUAUAUACGGCUGAUGUUAGUUAUCAUUGCUACCUACAGUGGCAACAACCGUUCAAGUUAGUGAAGUUACCACAGACACUGUAGUUUACAUUCAAGUGUUUAUUGUCCAUAAUAACACCAUACAUUACUGUUUGAUGAACUGCAAAAUCUAUUAAGAUAUUUGCUUGUUGUAAACACACUUUCUUGUUUGAAACUCCUAAAUCCAUACCAAAAUUGGAACAAUGUCUUUGUUUAGCGCUGUAAUGUACUGUAAAGUUGAUGCAAGCUUGAACCAGAUCCGCAAUGCAUGUACUGUAAUGGUAGCAAAUAAAUUGAAAGCAGUAGUUAUGAACCAUUUCCAAAAUGCUUUAAUUUAAUUCUUCUCGAUUUGGUAACAAAAUUACAACAGUAAUUUCAGCAAUAAACAAAAUUGGAACAAUGAUUCUCCAGUCUCAGUCAGUUGAAAUACAUUUUUUGUGAACCACUACUGUAGUUCAUAUUUUACAAGUAACCCUUCAUUGAAAUGCUAAAUGGUUAAGCUUGAAAAUGAAUGAAAAUACUGUUAAAUCAUUUGUGAAAUUCACAUUUGAAUGGAGUAUAUUUAUGCAACUUGUAUUGUUUUAGGUUUGUUCCCACAGGCCACUCGUGACAUAUUGUCACCCCAUCAGGACCAAUGAAUGCCAGGACUCGCUGCCAGGAGUUUGUUUGAUUCUAAACAAAAACGAUGGCUCACAUGAGGAUGAAAUAUUGACAAUCUCUUCCAAAAAUGCUAGUAAGUCGUUAUGUAUAUAACUUUUCCUAGCAUGUAGGAUCGAGGAGGACCUUUAAUAUAUACUACAUUUAAAAAUUGUAGGAUUGUAAGCCUCCUGAACUUACACUAACGACUGACAUUUACUCAAGACCUGCCUGUGUUAAACCUGAGAACUUUGCCAGACACUUCGCGCAAUAAUGCGAAGAUAGUUAAAUUAGAUCAUUACCAGGCAAACGUGGAAGUUAAAAGUGAAUGGAAGCUAAGAAUACAAAAUUUUAAUUGAAUUUCCGGUCUUUCUGAGGGUCAAAUAUUGAAGGAUUUUGUAGAUGUAAGACCUACAGUAAACCUAUAGACCUACAGUAACCAUGAGCAACCAUGAUGAACUAUGAUGAACCAACCAUGAUGUAACUUUAGACAUAUAGUAACCAUGAGUAGCUGCGAAAAUGCAACUACAUCCAGGUGAUCUCGUGUUCGUAUUUUAGCCAAUCAGCGCUCAGAAAGGGUUGUCCGAAUAGAAAUCCAUUUUGAUGUAUUCAGUCAAUCAUAUCUUUCGUUAUUCUUUAUGAAACUAGUUGAAAUUCUGUAAUUAUGUUUGGUUAUGAGAACUAUAGCUCUGACAAAAAUAUGGAAUCGAAAUAAAGUAUAUUACAGGAGAUAUUCAGUUGUUUUAAUCAUAAAAUGGAUUUCUAUUUGACAACUAGUGCCAGUACUUUUCCGCGUAUCACGAUCAUCUGGAUUGUAUAGGCCCUCGGGCAGGAUCCGAACCUGCGAUUCCGGUGCAGCGCUCUAAACAACUGAGCUACAGAGUCCAGCUGUCGAGCUCUAACCGCAAGUUCAUGUUAUGCUAUGGUGAUGCCAUGGUAAGGUAUAUGGGUAAAUAUCAGGGUUUUGGGGCAUCUCAUAUUACACAUGUGCCAAGAUAAGUGUUUAGUAAUCACAACAUGUUUUUUUUUUAAUAUAAAAACGUAAUACAGGUGUAUGUGGAUAAAAACGUAAUACAGGUGUAUGUACCACGGUACCACAGAAUACCAGUCUUAUUUCUUAUAUAAAAUUUGAAGGAAAUAUGCUAUAAACUUUAUUUUUGUGAUUAUAUAUUAGUUUUAGUCUUAAUUGACAUAUAAAAACAAAAAAAUGUAUAUUUUCUCAAAAUUUUUUAAAAAUAAUGAGGAUUAACAAAAAGUAACAUUCUAUAUUUUUGGUACUUCGCAUAAUGCCUAUAAAAUCCGAGUGUUUAAAAAUAAGUUCGCAAACCAGCAUAAUUUACGUUGAUCAAUACUUUUUCUAUGCAAUGUAACAUUACAGUACACUGGAAUCACACAGUGUAAUCAAUUUUACCAUUGAAAAACUGAAUUUUUCAAAAUUAUUGAUAAACCUGGUAUUCUUUGGUUAUACCACUGGUAUUCUGUACUGAUUUUAGUGUUUAACUUUCACUAAAUUAAGUUGGCAAUAUCCCACAGUAUUAUCAUACAACACGACACACCAAAUCCUGGUACAAUUCGAUAAACCGUUGCUUACUUACCUCUGCACUGGUAUUCUGUGGUACAUUGGAUUUUUUUUUCCGCAGAAUAUUCAUUUAAAAAAAAAUAAUUAAGUCUAUGAAAUCUUGCCCCAAAACCCCCAGGAAGAAAAAAUAUAUCGAUAAACUAUACUAAAAAAUAUUAAGGAACCAUAUUAUAUACAUUAGACAAAAGAUAUGGAACAUGUAAAUUUUUGCGGUAUUCUGUGGUACAUACACCUGUAGAUACAAUUGAUGCCGUGGUUAUUCAUCCGACACUGGCGUGAACUGUGAAGUUUGUAACCAUUAUUUGUCCGAUACAAUAUUACAUAUGUGUACAUACUGUACAUCAUUCACGUUAUUUUGAACAGUAAAUUACCCUAAACCUUGCCCGCACCCAACCCUAACCUGUUAGCGGGUAACCGACUAUUCAACAAGUAUACGCCAAAACCUCUCCGACUAAAAAUAUUUCAAUUGCGGAAAAAAGCUUUUGUAAAUGCAUCUACAGUCAGUAUAUGCACUGAGUUCAAUGAAUAAAACCAAUUUGCUUUGUUGCUGCAGAGGAUUACGCUGGGGAAGGCGGAAUUCAAAUUUCAAUGUCCUACGAACGUUCCCGAUUUGGUGAAACUGGCAUAUCUGCAGCAGUUCAGGUAAGAAGGAAGUAGUGUCGACCAGCCCGGCAAUCGCCCGACAUACUGAUAACCGAAUGAUUUAUUAUUGUUUUUAGGGUGACACAUGUUACUCUGGUGCCGUAGGCGAUAUCGCUUGGACAGGUACAUCUGAGUUUCUACUUUGUCGGGCGGUGUUACACGGGGCAAUUUUUGCUC
Messenger RNA from Paramuricea clavata, 9766 nucleotides. The record is from the annotation of a GenBank genome assembly. NCBI's taxonomy places the organism in Eukaryota, Metazoa, Cnidaria, Anthozoa, Malacalcyonacea, Plexauridae.